CCUCUGUUGGUCCACCUCCUCCAUAUCUUCUUCCAGUCACUCUCUUCCCUUACCCUUCGAGGUCUGUCGAUAUGGCGUGAAAACCAAGCGGCUCCCUAAUUGCAUUAAAAAAAGCAAUUUAGUCUCUUUCCCCACCAGCCACUCAUUCUGCACCCCCAACAACUCUGCUACUAUUUAUACAUCUCCUUCAUCCUCUUCCCUCCACCACAAAAGACCUCGCUUUUCUCCUCACUCUCACUUUUUGCAUUCCAUUGCAGCUUUUACACUGAAGAGCAACCAAGAAAUGGCCGGAGGUCUCCUCCGGUGGCCGGUGGUUCUCUGUCUCCUUAACACUCUCAUCAUUUCACCCGUGCGGUCCACAGUAUGGACGGCGGGAUCUGCGGCGAUGACGCAGGGGACGGCUGUCGUCGUCGGCGCGGCCGCUGUUUCGUCCACCGACGAACACUUUGUCUGCGCCACUCUCGACUGGUGGCCGCCGGAAAAGUGCGAUUACGGCACCUGCGCUUGGGGCCUUGCCUCGCUUCUCAAUCUCAACCUUUCCAGCCACAUUCUUCUGAACGCCAUCAAAGCUUUUUCUCCAUUAAAGAUUCGUUUAGGAGGUUCUUUGCAAGAUAAGGUCAUAUAUGAAACAGAAUAUCCUCAGGAACCAUGCAGACCAUUUGUUAAGAACAGUUCUGAGAUGUUUGGGUUCACUGAAGGCUGCUUACCCUUGUCAAGAUGGGAUCAGCUGAAUGAAUUUUUCAGAGAAUCGGGGGCGACGAUCAUCUUUGGACUGAAUGCACUCAAUGGAAGGGUUCCAUUGUCAGAUGGCUCUCUCGGUGGCCCAUGGGACUACACCAACGCUGCUAGUUUGAUCCGUUAUACUGUAAAUAAGGGCUACAGAAUAUCCGGCUGGGAGCUUGGGAACGAGCUGAGUGGCAGUGGAGUUGGAGCUCGAAUCAAUGCUGAUCAAUAUGCAGAAGACUUGAUGAAUCUUGAUCGUGUCGUCGAUCAAACCUAUAAAGGUUACCAAUUCAAACCCCUGGUGAUUGGUCCUGGGGGUUUCUUUGAUGCCAAUUGGUUUAAUGAGUUCAUUGUCAAGGCAAAAUCUUCAUUAGAUGUAAUCAGCCACCACAUAUAUAACCUUGGACCAGGUGUCGACCAGAAUUUGGUAGAGAAGAUUCUUAACCCUUCGUACCUGGAUGGCGAGGCAUCAACAUUCAGCAAUCUCAGAGACAUUCUGAAGAGCACCGGUGCUUCUACGUCAGCCUGGGUUGGUGAAGCUGGUGGAGCUUACAACAGUGGCCGACAUCUUGUCACCAACGCAUUUGUUUUUAGUUUCUGGUAUUUGGAUCAGCUUGGAAUGUCAUCAUUGUAUGACACCAAGACUUAUUGCAGACAGAGCUUGAUUGGUGGAAAUUAUGGCCUUCUGAACACCACCACGUUUAAACCAAACCCAGAUUACUACAGUGCUCUCUUGUGGCAUCGAUUGAUGGGACCGAAAGUCCUAUCGACUAAAUUCAAUGGGACAAAGAUGAUAAGAGCAUAUGCACACUGUGCGAGAGAUUCUAAAGGGAUAACUCUCCUCUUACUGAACCUUGACCGCAAUUCAACAGCCCAAGUGGUUGUUGAUCCCGGGACUGCUCAACUUAGUGCCGUGAAAUAUCACAGAGGUGGAGUUAAAGAAAUUAAAAUGGGAGAAGAGAUCACCAGGGAAGAGUACCAUUUGACCGCCAUGGAUGGGAACUUGCACAGCCAAACCGUGCUGCUUAAUGGAAAGAUACUGGACCUGGAUGCUCAAGGAGGCAUUCCAGUGCUAGAAUCCGUCAAAGUUGAUGCCUUGCAGCCAAUAAAUGUUGCGGCUUUAUCCAUUGUUUUUGCUCACAUGCCCUCCUUUUAUGCCCCCGCAUGCGUUUAAUCCAUUGUUUGCGUGCAUUUGAUUUGUAUUUUUUUUGUUUUUGAUUUAACAAGAAUGGAUUACGAAGUAGUUCAUUCUUUUCUUUGCCGUGGGUUAAAAACAUGGCUUUUGUUUUUCUUUCUUGUAAUCUCAGCCAAAUAAUGGAUCAUUAUUAAUAAACGAAUGAAGGGAAUGAUUUCUUGCU
Phalaenopsis equestris is the source of this 2081-nucleotide messenger RNA. RefSeq names its product heparanase-like protein 3. Gene Ontology annotation, cellular component: plant-type cell wall; membrane. Gene Ontology annotation, molecular function: beta-glucuronidase activity. NCBI's taxonomy places the organism in Eukaryota, Viridiplantae, Streptophyta, Magnoliopsida, Asparagales, Orchidaceae. The record is from RefSeq and is a predicted model, not a curated record. The coding region runs from base 284 to 1897 and encodes 537 amino acids. The transcript has 9 exons.